AACACUAUCCUCGGCAAAAAUGUUGCGGCUGUUGAAUAAAAAAUUUUAUUGCAAAAUUGCAACAAAAGCGAAUGAAAAAGCACCCAAAUUGGACUUUAAGCAGCUAACGCAUCCCACCAAGGUGCCGCAGACACCAGUUGACACCGCCUUUCCGGACACCAGCAGCGCCAGCCCCAUCGAGAUCGACACGAAAACCAUUCAGUUACUGGAGCGCCUGUCUCUGGUGGAUCUGGACAGUGAGCGGGCGCUGGCCACGCUCAAGAGCAGCAUACAGUUCGCCGACAAGAUAGCCCACAUCAACACGGACAACGUGCGCCCACUCUACACGGUGCUGGAGCAUCAGCAACUCCAGUUACGCAACGACCAGGUGACGGAGGGCGACUGUCGCCGCCAGGUGCUACGCAACGCAAAGGUGACCGACGAGGACUACUACGUCUCCCCGCCGGGCAACAUACCGCUUGAACAAUGAGCCGGGUCCAG
Molecule: messenger RNA, 480 nt
Organism: Drosophila serrata
Lineage: Eukaryota; Metazoa; Arthropoda; Insecta; Diptera; Drosophilidae
Gene: GatC
Product: glutamyl-tRNA(Gln) amidotransferase subunit C, mitochondrial
Biological process (GO): regulation of translational fidelity; mitochondrial translation; glutaminyl-tRNAGln biosynthesis via transamidation
Cellular component (GO): mitochondrion; glutamyl-tRNA(Gln) amidotransferase complex
Source: RefSeq, a predicted model, not a curated record